Messenger RNA from Aspergillus brunneoviolaceus CBS 621.78, 1296 nucleotides. RefSeq names its product pepsin-like aspartic protease. Bases 1 to 1296 code for a protein of 431 amino acids. The record is from RefSeq and is a predicted model, not a curated record. Gene Ontology annotation, molecular function: aspartic-type endopeptidase activity. The transcript is spliced from 5 exons. Lineage: Eukaryota; Fungi; Ascomycota; Eurotiomycetes; Eurotiales; Aspergillaceae. Gene Ontology annotation, biological process: proteolysis.
AUGGCCCCUCCUCAGCAUUGGUUAAUCCUCACGGCCCUCGGGUCGUUGCCGUUGUGCCUGGCAAGUGCCCGGCCUUCAGCUCCUCGACACAUUUCCUCGCACAUCCCAUUAGUACGGCGCACAGACCCGGCAGCCAAGUUGUUUCGUCGCGACAAAUAUGGCAUCGAGACUGUCUCUGAGUCGGAUGGCUUCUGGUUUGGGAGCUUUGAUGUCGGCAGCUCCAAGAACCUCCAUCUCCUGAUUGACACGGGCUCCUCCGAUGUGAUCAUCAAUCCUGGAUACUACAACGCGAGCUCUGCAUCAGUCAACCUCAACCUUACGUUUGAGAACGGCUAUGGAACGACCCAAAGCGAUGGGUCCGGGACGGGCUCGGUAGCGGGGACCCUGUACAACGACACCAUCACAUACGGCAGCUUGACCAUCGACCAGACGAUCGGCUCCGCCAACGGCACGGCGCUGAUCCCCGCUGAUGGGAUCGUGGGUUUUGCCGGAGUCGAAGUGGCUCAAUUUCCCAACGGCGCGCCGCCCUUUUUCCACGCGCUCUGCCAGCAGGGUCAAGUCUCUUCGUGUCGCUUUGGCGUGGUCCUGGGCAGCAACUCGACUGGAACCCAGGUGCUGGGCGAGCUGGACACCUCCCUCUUUGAAGGCAACCUGACCACCACCUCCAUCGUGCAGGAAUGGGCCUUCUUUGCCGACGUGGCCGUCAACGACACCAUCCUCACCAAGGAUGUGCCUAUCGAGCUCGACACCGGAACCGCCACGAUCACCGGCCCGGUCGAAGAAGUACUUGCCAUCUUCGAGGCGACCAACAUCCAAGCCGUCGUCCAGAACACCAGCGACGGGGUGACCGUCACGGGCUACUUCCCCUGCGACAGCCCUCCCACCGUGGGCUUCAGCAUCCCCUCGCAGGCCAAUGCCACCGCUGCCGUCGACGCGGACUCCGAUCUGGUCAGCCACCAGAGCGCCAUCUUCAACAUCGCCGCCGACCAGUGGAUCGCCGCCGACAACGGGAACAACAAUUGCACGGCGGUGCUCUCGGGCGCGACCGUCGCUUCGUACCCGACCUUGUGGGUGGUCGGUCAACCCUUCUUCCGGGGCUUGUACAUCGAUCACAAUGUCGAGAAUGCGACCGUGGGCUUGGCGGUCUCCAAGACGCAAUCCGGCACGCAGACCUCCGCGUCUGCGACACCGAGCAGCGCGUCGUCGGUGGUUCCCAGUAGCGGUGCGGUACUAGGACAGUCGGUGAAUGUUGCUAUGCUUUCGCUUUCGGUUCUUCUCGCGUGGGCUAUGCAUUGA